Molecule: messenger RNA, 1216 nt
Organism: Ricinus communis (castor bean)
Lineage: Eukaryota; Viridiplantae; Streptophyta; Magnoliopsida; Malpighiales; Euphorbiaceae
Exons: 6
Coding region: 330-920 (196 amino acids)
Cellular component (GO): intracellular membrane-bounded organelle
Source: RefSeq, a predicted model, not a curated record
UCUUCUUCUUUCUUUCGUUCUUUCUCUAACUGCUUGUCUCGUCUAUGUAUCUGCAAUCUCAGAUUGGGACUCGAAUAAAAUUCCAGUGUACCAUAAAAAUUUAACUUUUAAAAACAAACGCACAUAUAAUAUUGUAAAUCACCGCUAGAAAAAAAAAAGAAUUUUGAAACUUAUUUUUAAAUCGUUAAUUUUUUUUUGUAAAUCCAAGAAAGGAAUCUGUCGUUGUGUUUUGUCAAGACGAAAUAAAUACCUUGGAAAUUAAAUGAACUUCUAAAUUUCAGUGAUUUCAUUUCAAGUUUUUGUCUGUUGUGGAGAGAAGAGAGAGGGAAAUGGCAGUGUCGAUGAUCGGAAUGAAUGCAUGGUUCAGCAAGAAGAUUGUAGAUCCUCUCUAUCAAAUCCUCAGCAGAGGUACAGAACCGAAGCAACUAGCAUUCUCUGCUGCUCUUGGGAUUACUCUUGGAGUUUUCCCUAUUUGUGGAGUCACCGUUUUGCUAUGCGGAAUGGCUAUUGCGAUGCUUGGGUCUCUAUGCCAUGCUCCAAGUGUAAUGUUAGCUAAUUUUGUUGCAACUCCCAUAGAGCUGAGUCUUGUGGUGCCCUUUUUGCGGUUCGGUGAACUUAUUUCUGGCGGACCUCAUUUUCCAUUGACAUCGGAUGCUUUCAAGAAGGUUUUGACAGGCCAAGCUUCACAUGAAGUGUUAUUAAGCAUUCUUCAUGCGUUGAUGGGAUGGCUUGUUGCAGCACCCUUUAUACUGGCUGCACUCUACAUAAUAUUUUUACCAUGUUUUAAGGUCUUGGUCCGCAAGUUCAGCUCUGGUCCAGGGAGUCCAAUUAAAUCACCCACUUCAUUUACGGAAGUCAGGCUCAAGAUGAGUUUUAGAGAAGAAGAAGAAGAUGGCGAAGGUAUUUUAGUUAAACACUAAGUGUAAAUGACGUGGCAAUUGACGGGCUCUUCAUAUAAGCAAAGGCGGGGCUCUUACGCUCUAGUCAGUAUUCCGGUGAAAGCAAAUCAAUUAGAAGUAGGGGUGAUAAAAAAAAGUUGAGAAAACCGAAAACCCGGUCUAAAAUGAAAAAAUCAAACCGAAAGAAUAGGUUAAUCAAAUUAACGGUUUUGGUUUCAGUUUUGGGCUUUAGUUUGGGUUUUAGUUUUUCAUAUCAAAAAAUGAAACAGUUCAUAUACAGCUUUUAACAUAUAUAAUAUUGAUGUGUAAUUGUUAUA